Messenger RNA from Botrytis byssoidea, 591 nucleotides. RefSeq lists its product as uncharacterized. The record is from RefSeq and is a predicted model, not a curated record. The transcript has a single exon. Bases 1 to 591 code for a protein of 196 amino acids. NCBI's taxonomy places the organism in Eukaryota, Fungi, Ascomycota, Leotiomycetes, Helotiales, Sclerotiniaceae.
AUGAAUCCAGCUCCAUCAACCACACCGAACACCUCGCCUCCGAUUCCAACCCCAAUUCAAAAUACAUACUACACCAUAACUAACCCCAUAACCUUCACUAACUUUCUCGACCAACUUCUACCUUCCAACAUCACCCACCUAACCCUCGCUCCCUCUCCUCACCUAGGUCGCAUCACCUCUCUCCCACACCUCAACGACACCCUCGGUGAUUCCCUCGGCGACGCCUCUACAUUCGCCGAACUACACUCCUGGGUAACACUUCUCCAGCGCCUCUCCCACUGCACCCCCUCUCUCCGCUCCCUCACCAUAAUUUUCGACGCCGACAUGAGCGGACGCGAUAGUCAUGGGUAUCGAAGAGGUGUAGGUGAAUGUCUCGGAUUUAUAUGGGCGAUUGCCAGAUUUCGAGGACUGGAAUGGGUGGAUUUGCAAGGAUAUUUUCCGACGCAGUGGCCGUGGUAUUUGAGGGCGAUGUGGACUGCACAUGGACAGGGAACGAGGAUUUACAAUAGGGUUGCGGCGCCGGAGCGGGAGUUGAGGGAGUGGAGGAGGGGGACCGAGAGGUUGGAUCCGAGAGAGUUUGGGUGGGAGUGA